This is a messenger RNA of Solea senegalensis (Senegalese sole), 3806 nucleotides long. RefSeq names its product EMILIN-1-like. Bases 432 to 3722 code for a protein of 1096 amino acids. Lineage: Eukaryota; Metazoa; Chordata; Actinopteri; Pleuronectiformes; Soleidae. Gene Ontology annotation, molecular function: protein binding. The record is from RefSeq and is a predicted model, not a curated record. The transcript is spliced from 13 exons.
CUGAUCAAACCGGGGACCGGGACCAGAUGCUGGGUUCAGGUGUGGGCUCAGAGCCGGCUGGACUGUCCUCCGGGAGGGGCGGGGACAGUUCGGGGGCGGUGAUGAAGAGGAGGAGCAGCUCUUCAUUCUGUCGCAACAUUUUCUUCUCUUUGUUUCACGUGAAAAGUUCUGAGCUACAAACACGAACCACGUCGAACCGGAUUAGAACCGGCCUUAAACCGGGUUAACGCUGCUGGGCCAACGGGAGCAGAAUCCUAGUCCGGACCAGGGACCAGUACCAGAGGAGACUGGUUAAUUUGGAUCAGAAUCCUGAUCAUGGGCCAAUAGUUCACACGGUCUUUUGUUUCCAUGGAGAUGAGAGUUUUUUCCCGCUCUUUCAGGAGCUGAUCACUUUGACUUGAUACUGUUUUGAUUGUGUAUCGAUCAGCGGGAUGGCCGCGCGCCCGCUGCUGCUGCUGCUGCUCGCGCUCUGGACCUGCGGACACGCCAAGAGCUCGUUCCCGCUGCGACCCUCCUACAGCCUGUACACUGGCGGGCACGCGCACAGAGGGCGCGCCACCAGCAGACACAGGAACUGGUGUGCGUUUGUGGUGACGAAGACGGUGAGUUGUGUCAUUGAGGACGGUGUUGAAACCUACGUGAAACCUGAUUAUCAUCCUUGCAGCUGGGGGAGUGGCCAGUGCAGCAGAGUGGUGGUCUAUCGUACUUACAUGCGACCGCGCUACAAAGUGGCCUACAAAAUGUUGACAGAGAUGGAGUGGAAGUGUUGUCAUGGUUACAGUGGACAAGACUGCACCAUUGGUCCAGGAGGGGGAGGAGGAGGGGUUUACAGUCAGGGAGGAGCCAGCUCUGGUGAGAGUGACAAACUGAGGCAGCUGGAGGAGAAGAUCUGGAGUCUGACCAACAACCUCCAGGACCUGCAGUCCACCCUGGACCAGCGCCCCCAGCAGGAGGGCAGCAACCCAGGAGGAGGAGGAGGAGGAGGAGGAGGAGGAGCCGGGGGAGGAGGAAGAAACCCUGCUGAUGCAGCUCAGCCUGAGAUUAAAGAGACAAUUCACAGCAUCCAGACCAAACUGGACCAACUGGACAAUCGCACACAGGCUCACGACAAAACGCUGCUGAGCAUCAACAACCACCUGGUGAACGGCAAAGGUAACGAGCUGGAAGGGGGCGUGUCUAGCGGGGGGCUGAACUCGCUGAAGGAGGAGAUUCUGAGGGAGCUGGAGAGGAGGGUGUCACUGUCCUGCUCCUCCUGUCAGGCCGGCGUGGAGGAUCUGCGUCGUCAGCAGCUGGAGGACAGAGACAGGAUCCGAGCUUUGGAGAAGCAGCUGAACACGGUGGAGCUGCGAUAUCGUCAGAGUGUGGACGGGCUGCGGCGAGACUUGGGCGGACUGCAGCGAGAUGUGGGCGGGCUGCAGCGAGACGUGGGCGGGCUGCAGACGUGCUGCAACGCCACGCAUGACCUCACACUCCGCCUCACACACGCUGAACGCAAGAUCAGCUCAGCCUCAGACAACUUGGAUGAUCUGCACAACCGUGUGGAGAAGGAGCUCAGUGGAGGAGGAGGAGAAACAGGAGGAGGAGGAGAAACAAGAGGAGCAGGAGAAACAGGAGGAGGAGGUGGCAGCGGCAGCAGUGGGUCCAAAGGAGGAGGAUUGGGUGGAGCUGAUAGUGAUAAAGUGUUGGACAAAAGGCUGAGAGACCUGGAGCUUCGUGUCAACAACAGCUGCUCUCAGCUGGAGAAUGAGCUCAAGGACCUGAGGACAGUGAUCCAGGACGUCAAGGUCACAGAGAAGGACGUGGACGUGGACAUGGAGCUGAUGAAGAACAGGGUGAACGACUGUGACAAGAGACUGUCGGUGCUGGAGAACUCCACCACAGUCCUCGAGCACAGGCUGGACAUGUGCAGCUGUGCAGGAGGAGGAGGAGGGGCCAGUACAGGAGAAGGAGGGGUCAGUUCAGGAGGAGGAGCCAGUACAGGAGAAGGAGGGGUCAGUUCAGGAGGCGGGAACAGGGGAGGUACAGGAGGAGUCACUUCAGGAGGCGGGAACAAGGGAGGUACAGGAGGACAAAGAGAAGACACAGAGAAAUCUCUGGAGUGGAGAGUCAUCGCUAACGAGGACAAGAUUCAACAUUUUAACACUCAACUCAAAGACCUGUCAGUGUCUGGAGACUCUCUGCAUGACAAGGUGGUGGACUUGAGUCACGAUGUUCGCAAGAUCAAGGCUCUGACGGGUGACCGCGGCGAGCACUUCAAUCGCAUCGUGACGGAGGUGGAGCUGCUCGGCCACGACUGCGAGCUGUGUCGCAGGGUGGAGGACGAGCUACGGAGGCUGAAGAAUCACUCCCAUGAUGCACUUGGGCACAUGCAGAGCCACAUCAACAGACUGCAGAUCAGACUGGACUCAGAGAAAGAUAGCUGCUCUCACACGUGUUCACAGCUGCAGGACGAAGUGCGUCUGUUGCGACACGACGUCAGGAGGUGUGGCCAGUGUGGCGCCUCAGGCGGCUCGGAUCGCCCGGGUAGUCGCGGUGGAAGCAGCAGAGCUGGAACUGGACUGGACUCAGAGAAGACGUUAGACGGCCACAGUGUGAUCGGUGGCUCCGUCAACAACGAGCAGCUGAAGACGCUGCAGGGCGAACUGUCUGAGGUCAUCCUCACCUUCAGCUCCAUCAACGACACGCUGAAGAGUCUGGAACACACGGUCCACAAACACGGCAGCGUCAUCACAGACCUCGGAAACACCAAGGACAAGAUCAUCUCAGAGCUCGACAAGAUCCAGGAGGAAGUGACAGAGCAUGGUGAGGACAGCAGGGAGCGGCUGGACGGGCUGGAGCGCGACCUGCGACGCACCGACAACUCUCUGCUGACGGACGUCGGCGAGUGUAAGAGGUCAGGAGACGGUCUGGAGAAGAGGUUGUCCAAGCUGGAGGGCGUGUGCGGGCGGCUGGACGGCGUCUCUGACGCCGUCCACAAGAUCAGACAAGGGCUGAAUGGACACGUGUCCAGUUUGUGGACACGUGUCUCCGGUCUCAAUGACUCGCUCAUCCGUAACGGCUGGAUCCUGGACCUGAUCCAGAAGAACCAGGACCACAUCCAGAGCCGGGUGAAGAACCUGAACUCCAGCGUGAACCAGGUGGUCAAAGAUCUUCAGAGUGUGAGCGGUCUGCCCGGACCCCCAGGGCCGCCAGGAGAGAGAGGGUUUGAAGGGCUGCCGGGGACCCGGGGGCCCCCAGGACUGAAUGGAGCUCCAGGUCUGCCCGGACAUCCUGGUGCUGACGCUCACGUGCCCAGACUCUCGUUCUCCACCGCCCUCACCGCCCCUGCGGACCGGGCCGGAACCAUCGUGUUCGACAAGGUCUUUGUCAAUGAAGGAGACUUCUAUGACGUGAGGACAGGAAUCUUCACGGCUCCUGUAGACGGUCAUUACUUCUUCAGCGCCGUCCUCACGGGUCAUAAGAACGAGAAGAUCGAGGCUGUUCUGUCCAAGUCCAACUAUGGCAUGGCGCGCGUGGACUCGGGAGGAUACCAGCCCGAGGGCCUGGAGAACAACCCGGUGGCCGAGGCGAAGCCCACGCCCGGCUCGCUCGCCGUCUUCAACAUCAUCCUGCCACUGCAGGCACGGGACACGGUCUGCGUGGACCUGGUGACGGGGAAACUGGCUCACUCUGUGGAGCCGCUCACUGUCUUCAGCGGCGUGCUGUUGUACGAGGACAUGUGACGGGUCACACCACCGCCACGCCCCGUGUCACCUGACAUGAGUGGCAACAUGAAUUGUGAAGUCACAUGACCCAGACAUGACCAU